Molecule: messenger RNA, 1284 nt
Organism: Hypoxylon fragiforme
Lineage: Eukaryota; Fungi; Ascomycota; Sordariomycetes; Xylariales; Hypoxylaceae
Product: alpha/beta-hydrolase
Exons: 4
Coding region: 178-1197 (339 amino acids)
Biological process (GO): lipid catabolic process
Source: RefSeq, a predicted model, not a curated record
GGGAGGAGGAGGAGGAGGGGAAGGAUCGGCAGUCUCCAAAAGCCACAUCUGAAGUGUCUCCCUUUGAUGUGUAUAAGUCGUCACUGGUGGUCGUAGCUAAAUGGUGUCAGCUUCGUUCUUUUCUUCUAUCCCUUCUAUUUUCUUCAUUCCUGUGUCUGCCCUCCUCUUUUGGUAAGAAUGAAUCGCCUUAGUUACGCCUUCAUCUCUGCCUUCAGCCUACUGGCUGUGGCGAAUCCAGUUCCAAUUGGAACUUCUCGCUAUGCCCUUAACGAGCGUGACAUCACUGUGACUGAGGCUGAUAUCUCGUCCCUGAGGUUCUACGCUCAGUACGCUGCAGCCGCCUACUGUAAUAGCGAGGUCCCUGUGGGUUCUGCCAUCACUUGUUAUUCAGACACCUGCCCAGAUGUCACUGCCGCAAAUGCAACGGUGACUAAAACCUUUGUCGGCCUUCUCACCGAUGCCAAAGGCUUUGUCUCGACGGAUAAUAAGAACAAACUCAUCGUGGUAUCUGUACAAGGAAGCGAAUCUAUCCGAAACUGGAUAGCCGACCUCACGUUCGUAGGCCUUCCUUGUGACCUCGUAAGCGGCUGUGUGCUCCACACCGGAUUCCUCACCGCAUAUAACGAGGUAAAAGAUGCUUUGUUGGCGGGCGUGGCAGCUGCCAAGGCCGCAAACCCUUCCUAUAAGAUCGUCUUUACAGGGCACUCGCUCGGUGGCGCUGUUAGCACGGUGGCUGCAGGUUACGCACGAAAACUGGGCUACGAGGUCGACCUAUACACCUACGGCAGCCCCCGCGUCGGCAACAAGCAGUUCGUCCAAUUCGUCACGGAUCAGGCCGGUGCUGAAUACCGUGUAACGCACCUCGACGACCCCGUGCCACGCCUACCUCCUCUCAUCGUGGGAUACCGACAUACGAGCCCGGAGUACUGGCUAGCUGACGGCAGCUCCGACACCACGACGUACACGGCCGCGGACACGAAGGUGUGCGAGGGCCACGCCAGCGUCAAGUGCAACGGCGGAACGCUAGGUCUCGAUAUCGAAGCUCAUCUAAACUACUUCGAGCCCAUUAGCGGCUGCAGCCAAGACGACCUCUCCUUCAAGAGAAGGGACACAGACAUCUCGGACGAAGACCUCACUGCCAAGGUCAAUGACUGGGCGGAGCAGGACCGCGCGUACGCGGCGACGCUGGAUGAGUAGGUAAUUACCUAGGAAUGGGUUUUAGGAGGGUGUUAAAAUACAAAAUAGUAAUAAAUUAAUAAAUAUACAUAUAUCAUUUCCUCGGAA